UAACAGUGAUGACAUAUUUCCAUUGAUUUGUACAAGUCGAUACCAGUCGAUUCGUUGCUGAAGUUUGUUUAUACCGUAGCCAACGUCCGCUAAAAUACAGGUUUAAAAAAAUGCAUUUUAAAGUCCGCGCUGCAGCAAAAGAGGAUUGUAAGGAAAUAUCUAGAAUGAUUAUGGAGUUGGCUGUGUAUGAGAACAUGCCAGACCAGGUGAAGACUUCUCAUGAAGACUUGGAGCGUGAUGGGUUCUCUCCAAACCCCUUCUAUGAAUGCCUGGUCGCUGAAGUGCCAGAUGAACACAAGACCAAAGAUGGGUACACCGUCGUUGGGUACGCCCUUUACUUCUACACCUACAGCACAUGGAAAGGGCGGUCAGUGUACAUGGAGGACCUCUAUGUAAUGCCUGACUUCAGAGGAAAAGGCAUCGGAACGGGACUGAUGGCCAAAGUAGCUCAGGUAGGGGUGGAGAAGCAGUGUGUGCGGCUGCAGUUUUCUGUCCUAGAAUGGAACAAACCAUCACUAGAUUUCUACAUUGCCAAAGGUGCCGAGGACCUGACUGCCAAAGAAGGUUGGCACUUCUUACGGUUUCAUGGACAAACCCUGGACACAUUAGCUAAGGAAGCACCUAAAGAUUAGAUUUUAUAGGCCUGGGUCUAGUUUGGUUCCGCCCAUAACAUCACACAGUGGGCAGGUUCAUUUUGCGUUGGUAGGUGGGUGGAAUGGAAAUUCCGCUCAGCCGGGGCCCUGGGCGAUGCAAAACAAACUCUCCCAGUCAUCCUUUAUGUUUAAUGUGCAUUUAAAUAUAGUCAAACAUUAUUACAUUUUUAUACAUAUAUAUAUAACGUUUGGACACACCUACUCAUUCAAGCGGUCAUCAAGGCAAACAGUGAAUACUUAAAAUGUAUUUUGAUUUGUUUAACACUUUUUGGGUUACUACAUACUACAUUGGUGUCUUCACUAUUCUGCAAUGUAGAAAAUAGUCCAAAUAAAGAAAGAUCCUGUAAUGAGUGGUACUGUAUGUGUAUAAAUAUCAUUUGUUUAGGUUGAUGUGUCCUCAAGCUGUAUUUAACCUACAUCUAUAAAUCAGAAAAUGUACAUUCAUACCUUUUGAGGUACAGCAGUAAUUUUGCUGGAUGUGCAGGAAGUGGUGAUAUAGCAGCAACUUUGCACUAGCACAUAGCCGGUUGAGCAUUUGUCUGAACAUUGUGAGCAAGCAUAUUAACUGAUUGGCUGAUUUCUUUUGAUUUCCCAUGAUGACAAGCAAAGAGGCACUGUUUGAAGUUAGGCCUUGAAAAACAUCCACAGGUACACCUCCAAUUGACUCAAAGUAUGUCAAUUAGCCUAUCAGAAGCUUCUAAAGCCAUGAUAUCAUUUUCUGGAAUUUUCCAAGCUGUUUAAAGUCAACUUAGUAAACUUCUGACACACUGGAAUUGUGAUACAGUGAAUUAUAAGUGAAAUCAUUUGUCUGUAAACAAUUGUUGGAAAUAUUACUUGUCAUGCACAGUAGAUGUCUUAACCGACUUGCCAAAACUAUAGUUUGUUAACAAGAAAUGUGUGGAGUGGUUGAAAAACAAGUUUUAAUGACUCCAACAUAAGUGUAUGUGAACUUCUGAAUUCAACUGUACAUAUCUCCCUGGUAUAUUACAUCAUUAAUUCACCAGCAUACAAUACAUGUUUGGGCUCACCUUGUGCUGUGCUCACUUGAACAGUAAGGUGGCGAUUCGUGGGAAAAUUUUCUCAUCAAAGUCUGUCAUUCUCUGUAUUUAUGGUGCUUUCAAGACAACUGGGAACUCAAGAAAAAACAAGGUUGAAUCAUGACAUCAGUGAUCCUCAGUUCAGAGCUCUACAUCGAGGCCCCAGUUCCCAACUUGGAAUUCUGAGUUGGAUGGCCGUUCAAAACAUCUUUUCCCAGUCAGAGGUAGUUUUUUUCCUGGGUUCCUGGUUGUCUUGAACUCACUGAAGUCCUGAGAUUUCCCAGUUCUAAGUGUCCAGUUGUUUUGAACAUGGCAGAAGUCAUAUCCUUUUAAGCUUGAAAACGUGACCCUUAAACUCAGACUUUGACCACACACCCUCUCCACUGAAUAGCUGGCUAGUGAUUGCUUUGCAACAUUUGCAGUUAGCCACUGAUUCCUUCCAAACCACUCAUUGUUGAAUUUGCGAUUUCCAACUUGUUGUGUAAUGUAUAUGUCCAAUGGCGGAUGAGCACCGAUACAUUUUAUCUAUAAUUUCUGUUCAUAUGACAAGGAUUGAAAAGGAUUUGCCAGUAGAUUGUCGACGUGAUUCAUGAUGUUGACUGCUUGUCUAGCUUGCUAGCUAAGAUUUUGAAAGUAUGAUGUUGACAUGAUCAGUCAAAGCUACUGUAGGUAUAAUGUGAUUUGAAAUAAUUUUAUCUGUGGCCAAUGACCUUUGAACCUUUUUUGGAUGGGCGCUUCAAAUGUAACUCUAUGGCAGCACCGAAGGGGCUUGAAUUCUUUAGCUCUCCUCGUAGAUUUUGCGGUGACAUAGUGUCCCCAUGAGUGACAGAACACAGACAAUCACAGCUUAACUACAGAACAACAGCUACAUCCCGUAUUUUCCGGAAACAAGAGACCAUGUUUGUAUGCAGGUUUUUUUCAAUCAUUCUUUUUUUUUUACUUCAUUUUUUAAGCUUAACAGGUGGGCUCAAAACAGGUGGGGUUUUGCCCUGAAUAACAGGUUACUGGCUGGUGACAAUAAAACAGGGAUUGAAAUUGUUGAGGAGUUAGGUCUUUCUGGUUUCAUUCUACAAAAUGUCCCUUAGAGUGUAGUGUUGAGCUGAUAGGCCUGAUACGUACAGUAGAUGAAGUUUAUUUUUAAUUUUAUUUAUAGGCUAUACAAUUAAAGAUAGGCUACAUCAUUAUAAUCACAUAUGAUGAUGAUGACAAUAAUAGUACAUUAGAAUUCUUAAUGUUCCACAAUAGUAAAUAAAGAAUGUUUUAAUACA
Molecule: messenger RNA, 2958 nt
Organism: Oncorhynchus keta (chum salmon)
Lineage: Eukaryota; Metazoa; Chordata; Actinopteri; Salmoniformes; Salmonidae
Gene: sat2b
Product: spermidine/spermine N1-acetyltransferase family member 2b
Exons: 6
Coding region: 111-632 (173 amino acids)
Molecular function (GO): N-acetyltransferase activity
Source: RefSeq, a predicted model, not a curated record